This is a messenger RNA of Cryptosporidium ubiquitum, 3459 nucleotides long. RefSeq names its product protein kinase domain-containing protein. Gene Ontology annotation, cellular component: nucleus; cytoplasm. NCBI's taxonomy places the organism in Eukaryota, Apicomplexa, Conoidasida, Eucoccidiorida, Cryptosporidiidae. Gene Ontology annotation, molecular function: ATP binding; protein serine/threonine kinase activity. The record is from RefSeq and is a predicted model, not a curated record. The transcript has a single exon. Gene Ontology annotation, biological process: protein phosphorylation; mitotic DNA damage checkpoint signaling. The coding region runs from base 1 to 3459 and encodes 1152 amino acids.
AUGAUUGGUCUGGUAAAAGAAAACACAAGUAAUAUUUCUAAUAAUAUAAUUGCGGAUGGUAUUUAUACAAAUGAGAACUUUAAGUCGCAUAGUAUAAAUUCACAAUCUCAGAAGGACGAACGUAAACGAGCUUCAAAAAAAAAUAAAGCAGUGGGAGAUUCUGCGUUCAGAGCGUUUGCUAACAACUUUAUGUCUCUAUUUGGGUAUGGUGAUACUCUUAAAUCUGUUAAUGAAGCAGGCUUCUCGGAGAUAACAGCUGAGCAAAAGCCAGACAAUUCAAGGCAAAGUUUCAGUGAUGUAAUGGGUGUUGAGCAUACUAGAAAUGAGACUGUUGCAAUUGGAACAGAUGUUGAGGAUGGGAAUUCACCCACUAAGGAAAGUAAAGUUGGUGGUUUAAGGCUUGAAGUAGGAAACUCAGUGGCCUCAUUAAAUGCUGACAACAAAUUAAGCCAUUCAAGUAAAGUAACUGAAAAGAAUUCUGAAGCAGUUUCAAAACCAUUCCCUGAAAAAAAGACUGGUCAUUCACAGCUACAAAUUAUAGCCCAUGUUAGUGGUAGGCCAGUGCAUGCAAAAUACUCCUAUGGGAAGAAUAAGUUUAAGGUAGCUCAUAAAAAUGCCGAGAACCCCAAUGGAAAGCAUUUUGGUUCUGAUAAAGAAGGGAAGCAAAUCUCAGAUACUCAGAAUUUCAAUUCAAUAAUAAUUCCUUCACCUGUAAUCCAGUUUAGACAAGUCCCAGUUCAAGUGGUGGGCCAGAGGCAUCAGAUUGUCUAUAACACUCCGUUAAUUUCACAAAGGAUUAUUCCCCAAACAAAUAAAAUUAUUUACCAACCUGUAUAUACUCAUAACCAAGUUGAAAUGGCUAGCAAUGGGCCAGCUGGACCCAUUGGACAUGGUGUGAUGCACAAGAAUAUGUACUCUCAUGAAACCUUUGUUGGAGCAAAUACUGUAUUUUCGGGAAAAGAGUUGCCCGGAAGUUAUUCAGCUGGAAUGGGAGCAACAAAUGCUUUAAAAAACACAAACGUCUGCCUGAAUAAUCAAAUAUUAGGGUUUGGAACACCACUUGUUGGUUGUAGAAGUAUGUCUCAUGUUCCAAAUAACGGUUUUAUUAGUAUGGACUCUGAUCAGACUUCUGGUGGGGAACUUUUGGAUGUAAACCAAGAAACCAGACUUCAAUCAAGUAACGAAAUUGCUACAAGUAGUGUGGAUCAUCCUAGAAAUGGAACUGGAGGAUCUUUGGCUUCUGUUGGAAGUUCAUGCCAACCAACUUCAUCUUUUAGACUUGGAAUUCCAAUAAAGGUAAAAACAUUGGAUGAGAAUAGUACAAAAAAGAAAGAGAACCAACCCUCUGCUAAAAAUGGUAUUCAGAGUUCGAAACAAGUUGUAAGGACAAGUAAUGGAAAUUUCCAAACUCUUUCACUUACAACAACAACAUCUAGUGAUACAGGAAGUGUAACCAUGAGUAAUGGUUCACUCAAUCCAAAGACCACAUUAGAGAAAAAUGCCAAUACUAAUAUAGAUGUGGUAAAACCAGGCAAUAGAGAGAACAGUAAGAUACUAGAAAAGAUAAAUGAGAAUGAAAAUGGGACACAAAAAGGGUUCAUUCCCCAGGCUAGCCCAGUGGUUAACUAUAGAAGUGCUUUGGAUUAUCUUGUUACCCCAAUGGUAAGAUAUAGAGAUAUUGCAAGUAAUCUCAAGGUUAGAACAGUUCCUCCCCAACUCUCAAGUAAUGAUGCGUGUAAAUUUUUCAAAACUGAGGUUUCAGGAAAUGGAAUUGCGGGUUUAUCAAACAGUUCAAAUUCACCUAGGAAUAUGAAUUUCACGGGUAGUAAUGAAUAUAGAGAGACAGUAUAUACUCCAGUAGCUCCUUUUCCUAUCGCUUCAAACUAUCCGGUGGUCACUGGACCUGGGAAUUCUGGAGUUAUUGAAAUGGUGAAUUCCAAGAUACAACCAAAUGGUAAUGUUUUAGUUACUAGUGGAAGCUAUAUUGAUAAUUCCAUAUUAAAACAGAUUCCUACCCUUAACACUCAUGGAAGCAAUCCAAUAAACGGAGUAGUAUUCCCCGGAAACUCGCAAGGUGGAAGAAUUUUUGAUAGAAGUUUAAAUUCUCACAUUUGUAGAGCUCCGGUUGCUGUUCCUCAAAAUCUUGGAUAUAGACUAGUUAGAACAGCUGCGAAAAAUCAUGUUGGAGCUGGUAAGAUCCCUGUGGGAGGAGGAGUUUCCAUUUACAAAGAAAACUAUACUAAAGAGGAGAAUUUCAGUUACAAUAAGAAUCAUAAUGUAAGGAAGGGAUAUGUAAAUAAAAUGUAUCAAUAUUUAGCAGAUUCAAGUCAAUUCCCUCCUCUUCCAAAAGAAAUUUAUGUGGAUGAUAUCGAGUUUCUAACACGUCCUAUUUCUUCAGAAUCGAUUGCAAAUAUGAAUAAAAAGCUCUCUAUCAAUACUCGGGAUAGUGAGACAAAUGUGAGUUUAGUAAAGUGUUCUACUCCUGGUGUAGGAAGGGAAUGGGAUAGCAUUAAUAGGGGAACGUUUUGCACAGUAUAUAAGGUAAGGCAUGGAGAGUGUAUUGCAGCUAUUAAGUGUCCACAAAAAAGGAUUCAUGAUUUGGACCCACUAAUGUCAAGAUAUAGAUGUUAUACAGAGUGGAAGUUAUUGUACAGAUGCAAUAGGCAUCCAAAUAUCUUAAAUUUGAUUGGAGGAAUUCGAAUUAAUGAGUAUGAGAUUUGGCUGGUGACAGAAUACAUUAAGACAGGGGAUUUAUUCAAGUUGAUUCAUGGUAAUGGUUCUCGAAGUAAAACUUUUAGAGAAAGCGUGGAAUAUAGGUACAAAGUAAUGUAUCAGUUGUCAGAUUCGAUAAGAUUUUUACAUUCUCUAUCUCCGAAAAUAGUUCAUAAGGAUCUUAAAUCAAAUAAUAUUUUGAUUGAUGAGAAUUAUAACAUUCGAGUUUGCGACUUUGGGGAUGCUGAAGAACUUCAUUAUAAUGUUAUAACUUGUUGUACAGCGGUUACAUGGCAAUAUGCACCUCCAGAAAUUGUGGGUUGCAGUGAUCCAGCAAAGCCUAAUUCAAAUGCAAAUGAAAAGGUGGAUGUCUGGAGCAUGGGUUGCAUAUUUUUGGAAAUUUUAUGCAAAAGGACUCCCUUACAACACAUAUUGGAUAAAGUUGAGGAAAGUGGUAAGCAUUCAACGCUCUAUAAUUUGAUCCAUUCAAAUAAAAUUGAGGGAGAACUAAAGAUUCCUCCACUUCCGGAUUCUUUGUAUAACUUGAUUACAAUGUGUCUAAGACCAAAUCCUGAACUCAGGGCAUCUUCAAAAGAAGUUUUUGAUUAUUUAGUCAACAAUGAAAAAAAAAUAUUGAAGCAGUUGAGUUACAUCAACCAAUAUAAACUGACUAGUAGUGGUGGCCAUUCAAUUACGAAUAAUCAAAACAAUGAUAUUAAUGCUUUAUCUCAGUUUAGAGCUGUAUAA